Tachyglossus aculeatus (Australian echidna) is the source of this 2093-nucleotide messenger RNA. RefSeq names its product RAB27B, member RAS oncogene family (gene RAB27B). Gene Ontology annotation, cellular component: melanosome; secretory granule. Gene Ontology annotation, biological process: melanosome transport; positive regulation of exocytosis. Bases 258 to 914 code for a protein of 218 amino acids. Gene Ontology annotation, molecular function: GTPase activity; GTP binding. The record is from RefSeq and is a predicted model, not a curated record. The transcript is spliced from 6 exons. Lineage: Eukaryota; Metazoa; Chordata; Mammalia; Monotremata; Tachyglossidae.
UUCAACGUAUGGUCCGACUGGUCAGGGGGAAACAUACAGGCUUACAAGAUAAAAAAUAAGCGAUUUUUUUGGUUUUGUUUUUGGUUUUUUUCCUUCCGGUUGUCCCAUUUUUAAGACACAUCCUUUGGUUUUUAACCCCCACGAAGAGUUGAAAGUGUCAGAUCCUUUCGGAAAGGGAAAGGAAACGUUGCUGUAAUCUGACACCAACCUCAGGCCCGAAAGGAAACUUCACACACUGGUUCACCAAGAUCAGCACUAUGACUGAUGGGGACUACGAUUAUCUGAUCAAGCUCCUGGCCCUUGGAGACUCAGGAGUGGGAAAGACAACAUUCCUUUACCGAUACACUGACAACAAAUUCAAUCCCAAAUUCAUCACCACAGUUGGAAUUGACUUUCGGGAAAAGCGUGUGGUCUAUAAUAGCCGAGGGCCAAAUGGAUCUCCAGGAAAAGCCUUUAAAGUUCAUCUUCAACUUUGGGACACAGCCGGACAGGAAAGGUUUCGAAGCCUCACCACAGCAUUUUUCAGAGACGCCAUGGGUUUUCUAUUAAUGUUUGACCUCACCAGUCAACAGAGUUUCUUAAAUGUCAGAAACUGGAUGAGCCAACUGCAGGCUAACGCAUACUGUGAAAAUCCGGAUAUAGUAUUAAUAGGCAACAAAGCUGAUCUAUCAGAUCAGAGGGAGGUAAACGAACGACAAGCACGAGAUCUUGCAGACAAGUACGGCCUUCCAUAUUUUGAGACAAGUGCAGCUACUGGACAAAAUGUGGAAAAGGCUGUGGACACCCUUCUGGACUUAAUAAUGAAACGUAUGGAGCAGUGUGUGGACAAGACCCAAGUUCCAGAUGCAGCCAAUGGAGGAAACUCGGGGAAGCUUGAUGGAGAAAAACCAGCAGAGAAGAAGUGUGCCUGCUAGACUUCCCUUUCAACUAAGAAUCAAGAACCCCAUACAAAUAUAUGACCAGAAAAUGGCUGACCAACUACUAAAUUGAUGUUUCCAUGGGCCUCACACACAUACCAUUUUAUUUUCUUUCCCACCAGCAAGCUAAUUUUUUAAAAAGAUAAUUAUCAUUGUUCCAAGGGAUCGAGGCCUUUCUGUGUUGAAACAAUUUUCCAACAUGUUUUCACCAUAAAGGAAAUGCAAUUUCUUUUUUUAAUUUUUUCAUUCCAAAAAUGCUACUUUCAGUAGCAUUGUCUAUGAGGCAGGGGGAGGAAAUGUUUGGGUCUUUUUAAUCAGAAAAAAAGAACAGCAUUCAUUUUUGUUAUGAGAGCUAUAUAAUGAAGGUUAUCAAAUUAAGAAAAAGGGAUGCUACAUAGGAUGCAUCCAUUUAUUUUAUAGAAUCUAAUGAUUAAUUCUUGGGUGCAUUUGCAUUGGAAAUAAUGUGUUAACUAAAGUGAUUUUCCAAGCAAAGAAUUUCAUGUGAUGCAUUAAGAAUGACCGCACUAUAUGUACAGAGACUAGAGUACCUGACAGACCAAGUAAGUGAAAAGAUUAUGGGGAGGGUAACUAGUUGUUAAAUUCAGAGAAUUGUGAAUUAUCACAUCCAUAUGUGUAUUAAAUGGCCAGUAGGGAAGGCUCACCUGAUUAAAUUAUUUUGGUUGUUCCUAAAUAUUAAAAAUAAUUUUGACCUGCCAAGAACAAUGUCAAAUUGUAAAUCCUAGACCCAGCUUACCCCCUCUUAUGUUUAGCAUCACAACUUUUAGUAGGACAAGAGGCCCUCUUAGUCACAGAACCCAGAGCUGAAUAGAGACCAAACCAGACCAUUAGGUGGUAACAGAUAUCAAUAUUUAACAACGGGUUCUAUUUUUUUUUUUAGUCCUGUAAAAAGAAAAACCCAACUGUUUGUGAUGGAGACAUGCUUGUAGAAGAAUAAUUACUGAGCUGUACUUGUUCAUAAUCUCAUUUUUAUCUUAAACAUUUUCAUCUCCUAAAGAACUCCCCAGAGCUUUUUUCUUGAAAUUUGAUUUCCAGAACCUAGGGAAGUAACCUCACAGAGCACAUGUGCCAAAAAGCCCACACUUCCAGCCUCUAUUUUGAUGCUAUUUCAUUAGGGGAAGCAGCAUGGCUCAGUGGAAAGAUCCUGGGCUUUGGAGU